Paraphaeosphaeria sporulosa is the source of this 456-nucleotide messenger RNA. Its product is annotated as HET-domain-containing protein. The transcript has a single exon. The annotation marks the transcript as partial. Lineage: Eukaryota; Fungi; Ascomycota; Dothideomycetes; Pleosporales; Didymosphaeriaceae. The record is from RefSeq and is a predicted model, not a curated record.
AUGUCAAUUCGCCAACCCUUCGAGUACUCCCCUACGCCAGGACCAGACUACAUCCGGCUUCUUUACCUGCAUCCUAUCGCUGAAAACCCUGCUGAACUGAGAGGCACUCUUAAAUUUCACAAACUCAAUGAGCCCAUGGUGUAUGAGGCCAUAUCGUAUGCCUGGGGCGAAUUUCCAAAGUUCAAUCAAGUGAUUGUCCUGGACGGGAAAAUUCUGAAAAUCACGGACAACCUAUAUUCCGCCCUCAUGGCUUUUUCUCGCCCUUACGGCGUGAGGGUGCUAUGGGCGGACGCCAUAUGUAUCAAUCAGACAGACACCACCGAGAAGUCCCAGCAGGUCGCGCUCAUGGCUGAGAUUUACAGCAAGGCAAAUCUGGUCCAGGUCUGGCUCACAUUGCACUCUGAAGCCGCUGCGGAUGCGAUGAAGUAUCUGAAAGAUCUUUCCUCAAGAGCAGAU